Zea mays is the source of this 1044-nucleotide messenger RNA. Its product is annotated as L10-interacting MYB domain-containing protein-like. The record is from RefSeq and is a predicted model, not a curated record. Lineage: Eukaryota; Viridiplantae; Streptophyta; Magnoliopsida; Poales; Poaceae. The transcript has 5 exons. The coding region runs from base 158 to 1024 and encodes 288 amino acids.
AGCUUCCUCUGCUCCACCCUUUGCGUCGUCAUCUGCACAGUUUGCCCUUAUCAACUCGCUGUCUUCGUCUUAGGUUCCAAUUUGCAGUGCAAGCAAGAUCUCGGGGUGUUACCUGUUUGUCUCUCUGUUGCAUCACAGAAUCUCCACUCCAACGAAGAUGGACAAGUCCGGCAAAGUUAUUGCAAAGUGGGAUAGUAGAGCAACAAAAAUUUACACAGAAAUUUGUGUAGAAGAGGUAAAUGCUCGGAACAGGCCACAACAAUUCCUAAAUGCCGAAGGGUAUGCUAACCUCAUAAGGAAGUUUAAGGAACGCACUGGGCGCACUUACACCAGGGAUCAAAUGAAGAAUAGGUGGGAUUCGUUGAAGAGAAUGUUCACCCAGUGGAAAACUCUGAAUGAUAGGGCUACAGGUCUUGGUCGAGACCCUCAUACUGGUUCAAUCAGUGCCCCAGAUGAGUGGUGGGCCAAGCAAAAUGAAGCAAUGCCAGGCUGUAUUAUGUUCAAAACAGCCCCCCUAGAGAAUGAGGACGAGCUAAAGGUUAUGUUUGGACCAAUUGUGUGCACAAAUGAAAGAACCCUGGUGCCCGGCGUCGAGGAUGCUAAUUCUUCUUCUGAUGAUCAUUUGGAAUACACUUUAGGUGGGGGUGAAAACAGCACACCUGACCCCUGCACUAAUGCUACUGGCAAGCGUAAGUUGCGACAUGAUUCCCCUAAACCAAAGAAGAAAAAAGAUUCGAGGGAAGAGUACAUGAAAAGACUUGUGGCGGCUUUUGAGUCCCGCUCAGUUACCACAAACAAGUCUAUUACCUCUUCUGACAAUGACCCGGUUCGCUUAGAGAUUAAAAAGCAGCUGAUGCAAGUGAAGGAAGAUGGAUCACCUGAAGGGAGCGAAAUACAUUUGUUUGCCACGCAUCUUCUGAUUCAUAAGAAGUAUAGAGAUGUUUUUGCAAACUUGGAGACAAAGGAAGGAAGAAUCGCUUGGCUUCGCAAUGCUUACGAGUUAGAAACUAAAAAGAGCAACUAGCAGGUGGACGUCGGACAACU